GAAGAUGGAGUUUGGAAGUUUAUCAAACAUGAUAGAACCUGUUGUCUUUGUUCUGAUAGAAUUGUCUUAUUGUCUCCCACAGUCAUGUCCUUCAUUAUUGACUUGGAAGAUUUCUUGGACAUCAUCAAUGACACCAUCGAGACCAAUCAUACACCCUACAUUGUGGAUCCCAAGACACUAUCAUGUGAGGCGCAACCGCUGGGUUUUUCUGCAGCUGUGACCAUGUGCAUCGUCCACUUUAGCAUUUUUUUACUAGCAAUACCAGGGAACCUUCUAGUGGGAUGUGUGAUCUGCAGUCGAAGGCAGAACCUGGCUCCAUCAGAUGUUUAUUUGUUCCACCUAACAGUAGCUGAUGGUCUUCUGGCUCUGACCCUCCCAUUCUGGGCAAUUCAAGCAAUGACGCAAAGAUGGCUCUUUGGAGACUUCAUGUGCAAAUUCCUCAGCCUCAUCCUCGAAGCAAACUUCUAUACCAGCAUUCUCUUUCUGGCUUGUAUCAGCAUUGAUCGUUAUCUUGCGAUUGUGCACACCACUGAGACUCGAAAGAGUCGCCAACAGAUGUGUAGCCGGCUUCUCUGUGGGGCGGUGUGGGUCCUUGGUUGGGCCCUGGCUUUGCCUGCUCUUUUUAAUGAUGCCUUCCAACCCCACCCAGACUCGAACAAGAUCAUUUGCUCUGAGCGUUAUGACAUCGGCAGCGCCACCUCAUGGAGGAUUACCACGCGAGGGAUCCGCCAUAUAUUUGGCUUCUUUCUCCCACUGAUUGUCAUGGUAACAUGCUACAGCAUCACUAUUGCUAGGCUGCUGCGCACUCGAGGCUUCCAGAAGCACCGGGCCAUGAAGGUGAUCUUGGUGGUGGUGGCAGCUUUUCUGCUGUGCUGGGCGCCAUACCAUUUUACAAUGAUAGUGGACAGCAUCCUGAGGGCUGAUCUGGUGCCAUUCUCCUGUGCAAUGAGGAUUUCAGUGGACGUAGCUUUGAUUGUCACCCACGGCCUGGCCCUGUUCCACAGCUGCAUCAACCCCAUCCUGUAUGCCUUUGUGGGGGAGAAGUUCAGAAACAACCUAAAGCUACUUCUUCAGAAGAAACUCAGAAAGGAAAGGAUGUCAGGGUCAAAGUUCAGCAGGUCUACAUCUCAGACCUCAGAGGGCAGCGGGUCUGCUCUCUGAAAGCAUGGUUGCAUUUUUGAAUUUCUGCCUAUCCCAAAUUCUGCCAUUGUAUUGCAAGACAUAACCAGAGAUGUAGAUU
Thalassophryne amazonica is the source of this 1240-nucleotide messenger RNA. It is a transcript of the gene cxcr1, whose product is annotated as C-X-C chemokine receptor type 1. The record is from RefSeq and is a predicted model, not a curated record. Gene Ontology annotation, molecular function: C-X-C chemokine receptor activity. Gene Ontology annotation, cellular component: membrane. Bases 85 to 1161 code for a protein of 358 amino acids. Gene Ontology annotation, biological process: immune response; neutrophil chemotaxis; G protein-coupled receptor signaling pathway. The transcript has a single exon. NCBI's taxonomy places the organism in Eukaryota, Metazoa, Chordata, Actinopteri, Batrachoidiformes, Batrachoididae.